Danio rerio (zebrafish) is the source of this 1497-nucleotide messenger RNA. RefSeq names its product protein phosphatase 3, catalytic subunit, gamma isozyme, b (gene ppp3ccb). Gene Ontology annotation, biological process: calcineurin-mediated signaling. Lineage: Eukaryota; Metazoa; Chordata; Actinopteri; Cypriniformes; Danionidae. The record is from RefSeq and is marked validated. Gene Ontology annotation, molecular function: calmodulin-dependent protein phosphatase activity; calcium-dependent protein serine/threonine phosphatase activity; protein serine/threonine phosphatase activity.
GAGUCGGACAUCGCUACUCCCUCAGAGAAAUUGACAGCAGCUGGGUCGCCUGUGUGAGCAAACCCGAAGGACAGACACGGCAGAAAAUAAAACUCUGCCGUUGCAGUGGGCUCCCCCUUCCCCUUUCCCCCACCGUUUGAGCGAACAUAUCAGUAAAGCGACCCGGACGAGCUCUCUGACUCCGUUUCCCCGCUUUCACAGCGGAGCGGUCAGGACUUUUGUCAGUAGCUUAGCCGAGCUAGCGGGCUAACACGACUAGCUGGGUUCAGCUACAACAAGGAAUUACAAAUAUUCCACCGAGAAACACUGAAGAAUGUCGGGGAAGGAUCAGAAUAAACAAUCCACCACCGAACGGCUCGUGAAAGCGGUGCCGUACCCUCCCACAACGCGGCUCACCAUGAAAGAGCUGUACGAGGACGGCAAGCCCAAGGUGGAGCUUUUGAAGAGCCACCUGGUGAAAGAGGGCCGCCUGGAGGAGGACGUGGCCCUACGCAUCAUCAACGAUGGAGCCAACAUCCUCCGCCACGAGAAGUGCAUGCUGGAAGUCGAGGCGCCCAUCACAGUGUGCGGAGAUGUCCACGGGCAGUUCUUCGACCUGAUGAAGCUCUUCGAGGUGGGGGGUUCCCCGCACAACACACGCUAUCUAUUUUUGGGAGACUACGUGGAUCGAGGCUAUUUCAGUAUUGAGUGUGUGCUCUAUCUGUGGGCUCUGAAGAUCAACCACCCGACCACCCUCUUCCUCCUCAGAGGCAACCACGAGUGUCGGCAUCUUACGGAGUACUUCACCUUUAAACAAGAAUGCAAGAUUAAGUACACGGAGCGGGUGUAUGAUGCCUGCAUGGAGGCCUUCGACUGCCUUCCUCUGGCCGCUCUGCUCAACCAGCAGUUCCUCUGCGUUCACGGAGGUCUUUCUCCUGAGGUCACCUGCCUCGACGACAUCCGGAAAUUAGACAGGUUUAAAGAGCCGCCAGCUUUCGGCCCGAUGUGCGACUUGCUGUGGUCUGACCCUGGCGAGGACUACGGCAGCGAAAAGACCUCCGAGCACUUUUGUCACAACAGCGUGAGAGGAUGUUCCUAUUUCUACAGUUACCCUGCAGUAUGUGACUUUCUGACGAAUAAUAACUUGUUGUCAGUUAUAAGAGCACAUGAAGCCCAAGAUGCAGGGUAUCGAAUGUACAGAAAAAGUCAGACGACAGGCUUCCCCUCAUUAAUCACAAUCUUCUCUGCACCAAACUACUUAGACGUGUAUAACAAUAAAGCUGCUGUGUUGAAAUACGAGAACAACGUGAUGAACAUCCGGCAGUUCAAUUGCUCUCCUCAUCCAUACUGGCUGCCCAACUUCAUGGAUGUCUUCACAUGGUCAUUGCCCUUCGUUGGGGAGAAAGUAACGGAGAUGCUGGUCAACGUGUUGAACAUCUGUUCAGAUGAUGAGCUCAUGUCAGAGGGAGACGACACCUGCGAAGGUAAAAACAAGCCGGUUAUAUAUGAGCUUCAUUC